GGGUUUAAAGUGAAGAGUCUUGAUAGCGCCACCUUUAGUCUUGUUCACACCUGCGAUGAAGGCUGCACGGAUUGCCCUGAGAAACGCGGCUCCUUUGGUCGUUGGUAGUGGUAAUGGUAGUGGUAGUGCUGGCGGCUCCACUGCCAACAACGGAGCCGGAGCUGUGGUCGGAGUCGAAACAAUCAAAGAGGUGGAACGUUUAUCGCGUUUCUCUCCAUCGCCGCUCUCCAUUAAGCAAUUCCUGGAUUUUGGUUCAACAAAUGCAUGUGAGAAAACUUCAUUCUCAUUUCUUCGGCAUGAGCUUCCAGUUCGGCUAGCAAAUAUUUUGAAAGAAAUUGAUCUUCUUCCUAGUCUAUUAUUGGGUACACCUUCAGUACAGUUAGUAAAGGAUUGGUACAUUCAAAGCCUACUGGAACUAGUGGAAUUUCAAGAUAAAAAAUCAGAUGACCACAAAGCUCUUUCAGAUUUCAUAGAUGCCAUUACUAAGAUCCGAAACAGACAUCACAGUGUAAUGCCCAUGAUGGCACAAGGGGUAUUAGAAUACAGAGAUUCAUCUAAAAUGGAUUCAUGCAUCAAUCACAAUAUUCAGUAUUUCUUGGAUCGAUUUUACAUGAACCGGGUAUCUAUUCGAAUGUUAAUAAACCAGCAUGCAUUUAUAUUUGAUAGUAGUAAUGCUUGUAACCCGCGACAUAUUGGCUGCAUUGAUCCUUGCUGUGAUGUUGUGGAUCUAGUGUAUGAUGCUUUCCAGAGUUCCCAGAUGCUUUGUGAUCAACACUAUUUUGCUUCUCCGGAGUUAAAGCUUACUCAAAUAAAUGCAAAAGCACCUGGAGAGCCUAUUUUCAUAGUAUAUGUACCUUCUCAUCUCUUUCACAUGCUGUUUGAACUUUUCAAGAAUGCAAUGAGAGCAACAGUUGAACAUCAGGAAAAAAAACCUUCCCUUGAUCCAAUUGAGGUGACUGUUGUACUUGGAAAAGAAGAUCUAACUAUUAAGAUUUCUGACAGAGGUGGUGGUGUUCCAGUAAGGAUAAUUGAAAGGCUCUUCAGCUAUACAUAUUCUACCGCACCAAAGCCUGUGAUGGAUAACAAAAAUACUCCCAUGGCUGGAUUUGGUUAUGGAUUACCAAUUUCUCGUCUUUAUGCUAAAUACUUUCAUGGAGAUCUCAAUCUGUACUCUAUUUCGGGGUACGGAACAGAAGCUGUUAUUCACUUAAAGGCACUAUCUACAGAAUCUAUAGAGAAGCUUCCUGUUUUCAAUAAAUCUGCAUGUAAACAUUAUCAGACGUCCGUAGAAGCAGAUGACUGGUGUGUUCCUAGGCAAAAAACAAAUUGGUCAACAUAGAACGUUAUUGUGUGAAGACUACAUUUAUCCAACACAUUGAGAUGGGAUCAAAUCACAGUUUCAGAAAGAAUUAAUGAAGUAAAUUACUUGAAGUCACUACUGUUCAAUACAAAGACUUACGUGAGAUGAAAGAAAUUAUAUUGAAUAGAUGCUACCCAUGCUGUGUUUGUGCACUGUAAACUAUUAGGAGAAUCAAUGGGAUAGAGGAAUGCACAUAUUGGUGGUAUUGAAGUUUAGAUUAACACUCCAAAAUUCUAAUGUUUUCAGAUUCCUAUGUUCUGAAAAAAGUAGCUAUAUGGCUUCUAGAUAUAUCUAUAUUGGAGGAAAUGGAAAACCACGAAAGAUUUUCAAAGGAAUUGAAAUGGAUGGAAUUAGGUCCAUUAAUUGAAUAGGAUAUGAGGCUAUCAGUAAAAAGAGGCAACUUUUAUGAAUUGAAUUGUUUAUGCAACCAUCAAGUUGAAAUUAUUUCAGAAUAUGGGUUUAGGUUGUAUUUGAUACUUAAUCUGACAGCCUCCUUUUCUCCUUCAAAUAAAAUGCAACUUUAAAAAUAUAUUAAUAAUUUAUUGGAGGUCUUUCAUAAGGAUGUAAUGAUCAAUAGGCUGGCAGAGGAUAUACUGUAAUACCUACAUUUUUAAGAAUUUAGGAAAUACAUUAACAGACACAAGAAAAAUAUUUAUCCAUGCAGCAGCAAAGAAUAACAAUGGUAGAAUAUUUUGUGAAGAAUUGAUUGUACAAAUACUUCACUGUAAGGAAUUGAUGCUCCUUAAAACCAAGAAUCUAUUUAGGGCCCAGAUAGCACCAGUAUAGAUUAUUUUGCCUUUUCUUUUUAGGCAGAAUUGCUAAAGAUCUAAUCUUAAUACAUUUUUAAGGGAUUAUUGUGACAAUUUUGCAUCCAUUCUUAUUUAUAGCAGUUUUAUCAGUGCUGUAAUUGCUAAUGUCCACUUUUACAUGGAUUCCAAAUCCAUGUGAGUAAGUAAUCCCAUCCAUAUGAGGCUAUCGUCCAGUUGAUUUAGUGCCAGCAAAGGCUUAACAGUUAACAUUGAUGAAAUAUUGAAUGUUUUCUGCUGAAAAUAUAAUGCAAGCUUGGAAAAUACUGAAUAUUAUGUUAACUAUUAUUAUAUCCUAAUCAUGAAAGAAAUUAAUUGUUAAGCUAAUGCCAAGUGCAUAUUUGGUAGUCAGAGUACAUUAAAAAUACUCCUAAUUAGAUAUUUAUGGACUAUUUGAGUACCAUAUUCUGGUGGGUAUUACAAAUGGUAUUAAGGUAAUAACAGUAUAGAGGUUAAUUCAAAUUUUUGGCUGUUACAAUAAUACUUGUUACUAUGAUACACUUGUGUACUUUGACCAAUA
Thamnophis elegans (Western terrestrial garter snake) is the source of this 2686-nucleotide messenger RNA. RefSeq names its product pyruvate dehydrogenase kinase 4 (gene PDK4). Gene Ontology annotation, molecular function: pyruvate dehydrogenase (acetyl-transferring) kinase activity. The coding region runs from base 56 to 1339 and encodes 427 amino acids. Gene Ontology annotation, cellular component: mitochondrion. The transcript has 11 exons. Gene Ontology annotation, biological process: protein phosphorylation; regulation of glucose metabolic process. NCBI's taxonomy places the organism in Eukaryota, Metazoa, Chordata, Lepidosauria, Squamata, Natricidae. The record is from RefSeq and is a predicted model, not a curated record.